Molecule: messenger RNA, 675 nt
Organism: Aphanomyces invadans
Lineage: Eukaryota; Oomycota; Saprolegniomycetes; Saprolegniales; Verrucalvaceae
Exons: 2
Coding region: 32-580 (182 amino acids)
Biological process (GO): DNA protection
Molecular function (GO): 8-oxo-7,8-dihydroguanosine triphosphate pyrophosphatase activity
Source: RefSeq, a predicted model, not a curated record
CGACCAUGUCCGCGCCAAUCACAAGUUCGACAUGGCAGCCAAGACCAUUGCCGCGACACUCCAGCAGGCUGUGCGUGUGAAGCAGUAUACGUUGGCAUUCUUGUUGCGAGAUCACCAAGGCGAGAAGCAGGUAUUACUUGGAAUGAAGAAGCGCGGGUUUGGUGAAGGCAAAUGGAACGGCUUUGGCGGGAAGGUCGAACCUUCCGAUAAGACCAUUGAGGAUGCAGCGGCGCGCGAAAUGACGGAAGAGGCGAGUAUUGAAAUCCAUGGAAAAGACAUGGAGCGCAUGGGUACCCUCGUAUUCACGUUCAAAGACAAACCUGAAGUCAUGCAAGUUCACGUCUUUCAAACCCGAGCGUAUUCGGGGUCACCUGCAGAAACGGACGAAAUGCGACCGCAAUGGUACGGCUACGACACCAUUCCGUACACGUCGAUGUGGUCGGACGAUUCGUUGUGGCUUCCGCAUCUUCUCAAAGGCCAUCGCAUCACAGGGCAAUUUGACUUCGCCGACGACGAAACCACCAUCGUCCGCCAUGUCUUGGAUGUGGACGAUGUGGAAUCCACGCCCAACACUAAUUAAAGUCGAUUAUUUGUUGCAAUAAUGCGACACUUUCACUUGAAGAUGGUAUACAUCGUUUGAAAUAUUAACAGUAAAUAUGUGUCGAUGGAACCGCA